AUGUCUUUCGUGACAGAUCACGUCAGCAAAGUCGAUGGCCAGCUUGAUGCGCUGCAGCUUCCGAGACAGCCCUCCAUCCCUUCCUCGCCCGAGCUUCGUUCCGCCUCUGAUGAGACUCAUGAAGCCGCGGAUGUCAGUGGAACUGGCGAACGUGACUUUGAGCUGCCUCGGAUUCUGAAGAUACAAGCUGCAAUUAAGACACUCUCCGCCGCCUCUUCGUCCAGAGCACUGCUUCACCCUGAUACAAUAUGGGUCAUCUUGAACCAGAUACUCGAAGCAUCUGUCCCCAGCAGUGAGGAGGCCAGAGUCAAUUCCUCACAAAUGCAGGAGCUGGAGUGGCUUUUGGUCAGCAAGGCUACUACGCAGACCUACGGGAUAAUCUUGAAUGCGUUGCUGGACCAGACAACACCCCUGAGCAACGACAUAGGAUACUGGGAUCAAGUUCUAGGUUCCUACAGAUAUACUGGGUUGUACACCGUUCAGACGUCGCCGAUACGUCUUUGGUACUGGGCCAACGACAUAUACGGCGACGCUUGGCAGCGCCUACAGAAUGUUCGAAGUGCUGGUGAAGGUGAAGAAGAAGCGAGAGUGCUGUCGGUAUUCGACCGCUGGAGGCAAUUCUAUAGCUUGAUAAAGGACAGUGUGCGCGAUCGUUCUCUGGAUGAUAUGCAGUCAAAGUUCUUGUCGCCCCUGACCAUGAGCCGCCUAGAGGCAAGAUCGAAGAGAAGCCACCUCAAAAGGCUACGUGAAAUGAGCGCAAGUGGGCUAGGAAUCCUCAUGGACGAGGGUAUGAUCUUCGACGCGGACGAAGAAGCACCUGUCAGCUUCAAGGAUCCAUCAGAUAGCAAAGAAGAAUGGCGAAGUGUUGUCUCAAAAAGUGUCUCAUUGAUGGAGAUCGUUUUACAAAACAUCCAUAUUCUUGAACUUGGAGCCGGCGAGUUUGAGGAGACUGUGUUCAUGAGCGUGGACGACGAUUCCCAGCCUCCACAGCACGACAGCAUGGAAACGCAGUGUGCCCCGCGAGUUGUACGGCUUGCUAGCCGUCUUCAGGAAAUAUUAUGGCUCCAUAUGCCCACUCACACCACCACUUCUAAAGCGUUGGCCACAGAGUAUGGAAAGCCUUCUCGCCUAGUUCGCUAUUGGCUGCCAGGGUUGGCUCUCUUUCUCUCGUCCGGUACCGUGCUCCGCAUACUGGUCAACCGGAAGGCAGAUAUCGUGACUUGGAUUCGCGAUUUCGGAACGACGUCUAUAGAUUUCUGGAACAAUUGGGUUGUAGAGCCUACGAAGAAGGUUAUGAGGACAAUACGACAUGACAAGGAAAGUGAGAUAGCCAUAAUGAGCAGGGAAAGUCUGAAAGGUGAUAGGGACAGCUUGGAACGCAUGGUUAUUGAUUUUGCACGCGACAAUCCCAACACUUCCACCGGUCUCCCUCUCACCGAUUCAGACAUUUCCGUUGUUAGAGCUAAAGUCAGGGAAGGGGAUUUGACGCCAGUGCUGAGAGCAUAUGAGAAAGACCUUCGGAAGCCCUUCCUGGGAACAAUUAGAGGAGAUCUCAUUCGCGCACUUCUCAUUCAAGUUCAGAAGACUAAGGUCGAUGUCGAGCUUGCUGUUAGUGGCAUCGAUGCCCUCCUCAAGAGCCAAGAAUUAGUGUUCGGAUUUGUAGGGUUGGCUCCAGGAAUGCUGGUUUCUCUCUCUGUGUCUCGCUGGCUUGGAGAUGUAUUUGCCGGACGAAAAGGUAAAGUACAGGGCAGAAAAAAGGGCAGCAUGAUUCGAAUUCUGAGGAAUGUUGAUCGGAUCCUGAGUGGCUCGACACCGUCGGAAAGUGGAAUGUUAUCUUACAAAGACCACGGCAUGCUAUUGUGUGAAGUUCAUUUACUCCGACAAAAGGCCCAGCGUGUCCUUCCUGGCGAGAUCUACAACGAGUUCCUUGAGGAAGUCAACGACCUUGUUGAUCUUCGGACUGGGAUUGAACGUCAGACGCGGGUUGUUGAAAGAAUUCGGUGGGCAUAUUCGAAAUGGCUCUAG
This is a messenger RNA of Letharia columbiana, 2025 nucleotides long. RefSeq lists its product as uncharacterized. Bases 1 to 2025 code for a protein of 674 amino acids. Gene Ontology annotation, cellular component: mitochondrial outer membrane. The record is from RefSeq and is a predicted model, not a curated record. The transcript is spliced from 5 exons. Lineage: Eukaryota; Fungi; Ascomycota; Lecanoromycetes; Lecanorales; Parmeliaceae.